Messenger RNA from Hypanus sabinus (Atlantic stingray), 1272 nucleotides. RefSeq names its product interleukin-1 beta-like. Gene Ontology annotation, molecular function: cytokine activity. The transcript is spliced from 6 exons. The record is from RefSeq and is a predicted model, not a curated record. The coding region runs from base 5 to 964 and encodes 319 amino acids. Gene Ontology annotation, biological process: positive regulation of gene expression; cytokine-mediated signaling pathway; inflammatory response. NCBI's taxonomy places the organism in Eukaryota, Metazoa, Chordata, Chondrichthyes, Myliobatiformes, Dasyatidae.
ACUCAUGCAGAAAUAUCCUGACAAUCUGAGACAGUCAGACACAACUUCAGAGAGCUUCGUCAUUAUGAGGACAGAGACUGGAUCAGUAAAAAUUCCAAUGGCUGAAAGUGAACCCCGGAGAUCCUCAAAUUACUGGCACAACAGUGACUGUCAUAUUACAUCUCCUACUUCUUGUCCCCGGGUCAAGAGCCCGUUUCAAAAAAGAUCAUCAAUGGGGCUGAGCGCUGCCCACCACCAUUCAGACAGUUACAACUUGAAGAUCACAGGGAGGUCCUCGUCCAUUAGCACGGACGGCUCUACAAAGCUGACGCUGGAGAAAGCCAUCAUGUUGACCCUUGCUGUUGAAAGAUUCAAGAAGAUAUUGCAGCAGCCAUGCAGAGACAGCUGGGGCUGUGAAAGUACUUGCUUUGAAGAUACUGACUUGCUUGGAAACUUCAAUGCACUUGUAGAAGAAGCCAUCACCUACACCGACUAUGAAGAUACUGAAGUGGUGCCCAGCUCCUACAGGUUCAUGAAGACUGAGUGUCAGCAGGUGAGGGAUGAACAAGACAAAUGCCUGAAGUUAUCAGAGAACCUCCAACUCCUGGCCAUGUUCUUGCAGCAGCCAUCAGACGAAGUAACACUGAAUGUGAGGUACUACAAGGCAACUGCCAGUGAAGUAAAUUACUUGCCAGUUGUUCUGGGAAUAAACAAUCAGAAUAUGUUCCUCUCGUGCUCAGGGCCACCAGACAAUCCCAGGAUGCGGGUGGAGAAAUGGGAUCAGAAUUUGCAAAAUAUCAGUAGUGCCACUGACCUGCUUCGCUUUGUGUUCUUCAAGAAGGCUUCAAGUGCAGGCCAUUACUUUGAGUUUGAGUCGGCUCUGUACCGUGGGUGGUACAUCAGCACAUCCAGCAGGAACAAACAGCCGGUUGAAAUGGACAUAAAGGAACACCGCAAGAGAAUCACGAUCUUCACAGCUAAAUGAGGCAUUUUAAGUCUCUAUACUGUUCAGAACUCAAUCAGAAAUUGUUGGUUUAGAGAGUAUGUAUGUACUAAGUACAGAGUAUCUCUUAUAUGAUUCAUAGUUGAUAGAACUAUCUUCUGAUUACUGAGAUGUACAGGCAGCAAUAUUUGCUUGCUCGUAUCUUUUAUCAUUUGGAAUUAUUUAUUGGUGAACAAAGUGUGCUGAGUUUUGGAAUUCAUAAGUAUAAUAUUUCAAUAUUUAUUGUUAUUAUUUAAAUUACUGUUGUACUGGAGGAGAAACCUUCUCAUUGAUUGAUUAAAUAUAUUAUU